Oryzias melastigma (Indian medaka) is the source of this 5014-nucleotide messenger RNA. Its product is annotated as glutamate receptor ionotropic, delta-2-like. The transcript has 7 exons. Lineage: Eukaryota; Metazoa; Chordata; Actinopteri; Beloniformes; Adrianichthyidae. Gene Ontology annotation, cellular component: membrane. Bases 1 to 1533 code for a protein of 510 amino acids. The record is from RefSeq and is a predicted model, not a curated record. Gene Ontology annotation, molecular function: ligand-gated monoatomic ion channel activity.
AUGGACCUAACAUCAGGGUUUUAUAACAUCCCCAUGUGUGAAGAAGACAAGCGCUACACUGCCUUCACUACACCUGUUGGUCUAUACGAGUACAACAGAAUGCCCCAAGGACUCCUUAACAGCCCUGCAUUGUUCAUGCGCAUGAUGUUGAAUAUCUUUGGAAACCUCAACUUCACCAGUCUACUCUGCUACUUGUAUGAUCUGCUAGUUUUUGCCCCUACUGAGGAAGAAGCUCUUCUAAGACUGCAUGUCGUCUUCCAGAAGCUGAGGGAUAACCAUCUCAAGCUGAGUCCAAAGAAGUUCAAUUUUCUGCGCAGGUCUGUCAAGUUCUUGGGACAUUUUAUUGACCAGCAUGGAGCGUCAGUGGAUCCGUCCAGAGUGGCCAUGAUCUCCAAUAUGCCCAAGGAGUCUCUGAUGGAUGUGGAUGGUGUGGCCAAGUCUCAUACCACCGCCUACCACCCUAUGGGCAACGGAGGAACAGAGCGUUUUAACCGCACCUUAGCCCCUAUUCAGCCACGCUUCUCACAAACCUUGCAGAUGCUGCAAAAGUGGCCCAGCAGCAUGCCACUCAUCAACAAGAACACCAAGCAAAAGGUGUUUUGGUGGACCAAGAAGAAGAUGUUGCCCCUGAUCUCCUACCAGUCCCUGUCAGUGCUGACUGUGACCCACAAGGUGAAAUACGGCCGGUUUGGCUUCAUCUGGGAUGCGGCCGUGUUGGAGUAUGUCGCCAAUAAUGACGAGGAUUGUUCCUUCUACACCGUCAGCAACAGCGCAUCAGACCGUGGAUACGGUAUCGCCAUGCAGGACGGCAGCCCCUACAGGGACAUUUUCUCCCAGAGAAUCCUAGAACUCCAGCAGAACGGGGACAUGGAUUUACUAAAGCUCAAGUGGUGGCCCAAGGACACUCCCUGCGACCUGUACAGUUCGGUCCAGACACGGCAGCGCGGCAACGCCCUCGAUAUCCACAGCUUCGCUGGCGUCUUCUGCGUCCUGGCAGCCGGCGUGGUCCUCUCCUGCCUCAUAGCGAUGGUGGAAAGCUGGUGGUCGCGGCGGAAGGGGUCCAGAGUCCCUUCCAAGGAGGACGAUAAGGAGAUCGACCUGGAGCACCUACACCACAGGGUUAACAGCUUGUGCACCGAGGAUGAAAGCCCCCAUAAGCAGUUCUCCACCUCGUCCGUAGAUCUGACCCCUCUCGACAUGGAUGCGCUGCCCGCUGCUCGUCAAGCACUUGAGCAGAUCAGCGAUUUCCGCAACACCCACAUCACCACCACCACCUUCAUCCCCGAGCAGAUCCAGACCCUUAGCCGUAGCCUUUCUGCCAAAGCUGCCGCUGGAUUCUCCUCCGGUUUUGGUGGUGGAGGCGGUCUCCAGGACCACCGGACUGGUGGGGUUGGGCCUUUCCGGCAGAGGGCCCCCAAUGGUGGCUUCUUCCGCAGCCCCAUUAAAACUAUGUCCUCCAUUCCCUACCAGCCCACAGGUCCAGGACCCAACUUUGGAUAUGGCAAUGAUCCAGAUAGGGGCACCUCCAUAUAAGCAGUCGCUAUCGGUUCGGGAAGAAGAGUUGAGGGAGGAGGCGGAGUUUGUUAGAGUGUCAUUGCACGGAUUAAACAAAAACAUUGUGGUUAGGCUAAAAAAUGGGAAAUUAGACAAAUGUGUACAUAGCAAUCCUUUGGUUUUCUGCUUGGGUCUUUCCAACAGUGUCAGUUUUAUAUUUGGCUAAAGUGAAGGAGUGCAGGUCUGUAGAUGCAUUCAUGAUCCUCCUUCAAAUCUUGCUGAUGAGGUGCCGACAGGGGAAAAAAAGGGGCAGGGAGGGGGCUUGAUAAUUUCUGUUGUUGUUGUUGUUCUUGUGAUUGAUAAUUCUGAAAGGGGACUUUUUUUUUCAUUACUGUUUUUGUUUUUAUGACUUGAGGACAAUUUCAUGUAAUGAAAAAAAAAUGAUGGCUCAACUUCACUUUACUGUUUAAAUCCCUUUGAGAGUUUCGUUUCUAGAAGUAGAGACGCUGCCGACAAAGGAUUUGCCGGCCUCUUUAGCCAUGAAACAACUCCCAGGGGAUUUAACUAAUAAUCAAUGAUGGGGCUGCAGGUUGAUGAUGGUAGAGGAAAGCACCCUGUGUCCUUUCUUCUAAAAAGGGAGUCUUCUGCCUUGUCAGAAUUUGGGGUCUACACACUUUCGUCCUGUUCUUCUUUAACGGUGUUUCACCAAAAUCUGCUGUCCUUAAUGUGCUUUCAUCUCCAAGAUGGUGUCCACACGGUGGCCUGACUACACCGACUAAGACUUUUGCAGAUGAGCACAUGGUGACGCCUCCAUCUGUUUGAAAACUGCUAAAUGCCAUGACAGAUCAAGAAUUUCUCACUGUAGAUUCACCAGUUUUUGGUGCAUCACUCUUAAAGUACUUCUGCCAUUUUUUUGGGUGCAUCAGCCUGAAACUGUUUCACCAUUUUUGAUGCACAUUUAACUCUUUGUCGAUUCCCUCUGCACUGUACCAGUGCCCACAGACCUGUAAGUGAUUGUAUGUAGAUCUUACCUUUUUUUUUCUCUCACCUGUAUUGUGCUCUGCUUUUCAAGUGAAGGUGAGGUUCUUCAAUCAGACUCUCAAAGAACGGGAAACAUGGACAAUAUCAAAAGCAGCUGAAAGAAUAAAAAACAUAACAAGCUAAAAGACUUCAGAAAAGCGUAUGCUUAUUAUAUGUCUUUUAUUGAGUUUUGUUUGGGGAAAAAAAUUAUGCGUGGAAUGUGUUUUGGUCAGGAAGUACAAAAAAAAAAAAAAAACAUUGUUCUAAGCUGUCUUCUUGUUUUCGCUCCAAGCAAACUUUGAAAAACUGCUAAACAAGUGCUGUAGUCUCUGUUCUUUCAUCCUGACGUCAAACUUCCUAUUUUCAUUUAUGUCUUGUUUUGGUUACUUUCAGCGCUCUCAGAGGCCAGGUUUUAUUACAAAACAACAAAAAGAAAAGGUCAAAAUGUCAUGUCACACUUUUUUUUCGGGUUCAAGUUGUAGAAUGGAGUUGGUUUGUGUGUUAAGACUACGGUCACAAGUCCCAAAGUGCCAACGCACUGCAACCUAAAUGGAAAUUAUUCAGCAAAUUCGGCAAGAAAAUCGUGAGGCAGCAGUUGCAUUUUUAGGUUUUUUUUAAAAAAAGUUAAAAUUUUACGUUGAUCAGAUGAUUAUUUUUCAUCGGUCAGUGGCUGCCCAGGCACACUUGGAGAUUGCACAGUGGCAGUUCAGUGACAGGCGGGUGGCAGGAAGGCAGCAGUACGAUAAUUGACAGAUAGAUGGGUCUCAAAGAUCGGCCAAUCCACUUGUGAUGUACGUGUAGUGCCGUCUCACUGCCACCAUCCAAUUGUUAGAAAUCUAGAAAUCGUACGGUAGCACAAUCGACGAGGACUGUUGACACUGACCUGGGUCCCGGCGAUGACCAGAUGUCCUCGUCCAAAUGGGGAGAACAAAUGGGGAUGAUCAUGGUGCUAAUAGCGACUCUGAGACCUGCGUAUUGGCAAGUUGUGGUUGACGCCGAGAGGAAUACAAAGAAAACAGAACAUUGUCGUUUCUUGGGAGACUCGUUGUCUUAAAAAAAUAUGUUAAUCGACAAGAUUAUACUAUGUUUGUCCCAAAUCGGAUUUUCGAAUGAAAGUAAAGCCGCUUUUUAUUUACCCUCGUACUACCGGGCAACCGGUGGUACUUGAUGUGGAGGGCCGCUGUCCGGAUACAUUUACACAUCGUCCAAUCAGAGCGGCUUCUGGUCGAUGAUCCGGCUCCCACCGCCAUGCGGCCGCCCAAAUGCAUCUCCCAGUAUUGUAAUGGCGUCUGCCACCGUCUACAUUUACAACCACGCAAACAAUUUUCAAAAAUUCGAGCAACAGUAUGAAAUCUAGAAGAUCGUGCCGAUGUCUCCCCAUCAGUUGUAUUUGUGACCGUAGCAUUAAGGAGAAGCCAUCGUCAGUGCAAGCCUUACAUUGUAAUUAUCUGACCCCCUCCCCCAAGCUUCCAUGUUAAACUUCAAAUAUUUCAGCGCAACAUUUCAGAGCAGUGACUCAGUGGUUGUUCUGUAUGAGAAUGUCUCUGAUGGUCACUGAAUCUAGAGUCUGCCUUUUUACCAGAUGCGUCCCACAUAUAUUUCAUAUCACUUAUGUUAAGGGUACUAUUUCUAUCAUUUUUAUUUUAUUUUUUUUAUUGUUAUUAUUUUUAAAGUGCCAAUUAAUUCAGAUGAGCAUCAUGCAUUAUCUGGAGGGGGUGUAUGGAAAUAAAGAGAUAUGUUGGAGGGGUUGAUGGGUAAAACGGCAACCAAACCAUUUGUCACUAACACUGUAUUAAUAAUUGAUAAUGUUAGUUGCUUAGAGCAAGUUUUCCGUUUAUCUUUAAGAACUAAAACUGCAAAAAUGUUGUGUGUAGAGAUCUCAGUCAAGCCACAGUGUUUUGAAACAAGCAUUCUUAGGAAUUCUUUUCUUAUAUUAGGCUACUGAAUGGCAUAUAGGACACAUGCAUUUAAAAGAUUUUAUUUAGUAUAAAUGAAAGAGACAUUAUAAAAAAUGUAUAUUUUACAUGUUGAUGAUAUUUUUGUUGAAAAGAGAAGACUGUACGAUGUUCAGCUUUAGUGUUGAUUUGAGCAAAUCACGUUAUUGCCUUCAGUUUAGCCCCGCCCCACCCUUCCCUGCCCCGCCCAUGCUACACCUAAAACCAAUGUUUUGCUUUCUCUCAUAAUGCCAUUCCUUUUUUACUUUUUCCUCUCUUUUUUUAUUUUUAUUUGCUGGCUAAAUAACAAAACUACGGGGCAAGUUCACUAAAAAGAAAGCAUGCACAAACUUGCUGAUUUUUCUGUUAACAUUUUUAAUUUCACACAUAGGACUACAGAAUUUACUUGAUAAUUUUCAAAACUUUAUGAUGUACAGUAUUUAAUAUAGGCCUAUUUUGUUGUAUGUGUUGCAUAUUAUUCAAAAACCGAACAAAUUGGAGCCUCUGUUACAAGUGGCAAAGCUUUCUGUGUAUAAUUUGUCUAAUAAACAGGUUUUCUACAGUGG